UGCCACUACAAUUUUCAGAGGUUGAGUCUUUUGAAGCUCUCUCUCCUCCCGAGUCCCGACCAUGGUGAUGAAGUGAUGUAACACGACAGAAAGGCAAAACCCUUUUACUCUUCACCCCAAUUGGCACAUAAGUAGUGGAAAAGAAGAAACACUGAAAGAUUUAGAGAGAUGAAGAUCUCCGUCAACUUUUGGCUGAGAGGGUAUUCAUGAAAAAAAAAAAAACUCAAAUUUUCUUCUCUGUAUAAUUAAAAAUGGCAACUUUACAACAGCCCCGACUGGAUUUAGAAUCCGGUGGUGGCGAUGGAGCCGGAGAUGACACCCGCCGGCAGUCUGGAUCAUCUGAUGGUAGUGAAGAGAGUUACAGAACUAGUAUUGGGACUGCAGGGAUGGUGCCGGAGGAAGUGGUGGAAACUGGGAUAUCAUCCUCUGUUUCAGAGACCUCGGCGGUGGAUCUGGAAACUGGUGGCGGUGGCGGAGGCGGAAAUAAGGUACAUUUGUUGAAGAUCGAAAAGGAUUGUAGGAUUUGUCAUUUGAGUUUGGAUGUAAACAAUCAAGAAUCGGGAAAUGGGAUUCCGAUUGAGUUGGGUUGUUCUUGUAAAGACGAUUUAGCUGCUGCUCAUAAACAGUGUGCUGAAACUUGGUUCAAGAUUAAGGGCAACAGAACGUGUGAGAUAUGUGGAUCAACUGCAAAAAACGUUGCUGGUGUAGAUGAGGCUGAACCAAUAGACCAAUGGAGCGAAACAAAUGGUUCAACACCAUCACGAGCCGCUGCACCCAUGGCUACAUCAGAGACCCGCAACUUCUGGCAAGGCCAUCGGUUUCUCAACUUCUUGUUAGCUUCUAUGGUUUUUGCUUUUGUCAUCUCCUGGCUUUUCCACUUCAAUGUGCCAUCGUGAUUGUGAAUAAUGAUCAUGAUUCAUGAGAAUUAGAGGCAAAGGCCAUGCAAGCAAAGAAGAGUUAGUGGAGUACUUUUUAAUUUGUUGAUAUUAUGUAGUCUUAAGUCUUUCAUCUAUUAGAUAUUGUAUUGUUGUUGUAAGCUUUAAGAUAUUUAUGAAUUGUUUUAAGAUUAAAGAAAGAACGCCAAAUUUGACUUUUGAAUGUCGG
Molecule: messenger RNA, 1104 nt
Organism: Lactuca virosa
Lineage: Eukaryota; Viridiplantae; Streptophyta; Magnoliopsida; Asterales; Asteraceae
Source: the annotation of a GenBank genome assembly